This is a messenger RNA of Necator americanus (New World hookworm), 1083 nucleotides long. RefSeq lists its product as uncharacterized. Gene Ontology annotation, molecular function: protein binding; catalytic activity. The record is from RefSeq and is a predicted model, not a curated record. Gene Ontology annotation, biological process: peptide metabolic process. NCBI's taxonomy places the organism in Eukaryota, Metazoa, Nematoda, Chromadorea, Rhabditida, Ancylostomatidae. Gene Ontology annotation, cellular component: extracellular region; membrane. The transcript has 9 exons. The coding region runs from base 1 to 1083 and encodes 360 amino acids.
AUGACGGCCGUCCUGUUGCUUCUUUCUGUUCUUUUUGUCUUUACCUUAGCUGCACCACGAAAUGAUGGGUUACCAAUGUACGACUUCACCGGCGACAAAGAAGAUCCCUUCGCUGGCAAUGCAGCAGUUGAGCAGGAGGAUGCACAGGUUGAAGAAGGCGAGGCCUUUCUUCUGCCCGUGUCGAAGCAACUCGGCGAGGUUUCAGGACUGGCCGUGGACGGCAGGGGACGACUCGUCGCUUUCCAUAGAGCUGAACGUGAAUGGGAUGCUAACUCGUUCGAUGCCAAAGAAAAAUUCAAUCCGAAACUUGGUCCAAUUAAGAAUGCUACCAUCGCUGUCAUCGAUCUGACUAAUGGGAAGAUAACUGAAGAACAUGGAAAAGAUAUGUUCUAUAUGCCACAUGGAUUGACGAUUGACGAGAAGGGAAACUACUGGGUGACAGAUGUGGGAAGUCAUCAGGUCCACAAGUUGGAUCCUUCGUUCAAACCAAUCCUCUCUCUCGGAGAGAAACUUGUCCCUGGUGACGAUGCCAAUCAUUUCUGCAAACCCACAGAUGUGGCUGUCGCAAAGAACGGCUAUUUCUUCGUGGCUGAUGGAUACUGCAAUAGCCGUAUCAUGAAGUUCGAUCCUAGCGGAAAACUUGUGGACAGUUUUGGUGCUGCUGGAGACGAGUAUGGACCAUCUGAAUUCCUCAUUCCACAUUCACUGGCACUCAUAGAGGACAUGAAUCUCAUCUGUGUAGCCGAUAGGGAAAAUGAGCGAGUACAAUGCUUCUCGGCAGGAUUAGCUGAAGGACACAGGACAAUACCAGCUGGAAUCCCGAUUACAAGCGCAGAACAAAUUGGACGAGUUUUUGCGAUCAGAGAGAAAAAGCACUAUCUAGUUGGUGUUACUGGACGUGACGAAGAGGACCAAAUUCCACCACAACUUUUCGUCAUGGAUAUGGCUAGCGGAAAAGCCAAUACAUUCAUUAAGGGAAUCGAGAAUCCCCAUUCGCUUGCGAUCUCUGACGAAGGCACUGUUUUCAUCUCUCAAAUGCACCCGAAUCAAAUCAUCCAAAUCUUCCUUCCCGAUCAGGCAUGA